AUGCAAACACAGGAGAUUCAAGGCCUUCGUCAGGGACUAUUCAAAUUAAAUGAAAAAUACUUGAAACAGAUCGAGCAUACCGUCAUUGCUGAACAAGCUCGCACUGCAGUUGAACAGGAACUUGAGGAGCUCUCCUGUAAAUUGUUUGAAGAAGCAAAUAAGAUGGUAUCAAAAGAAAGACGAGCACUCUUCGAUGCUCAAAAGAGAAUUGAACAACUUGAACGAACGUUAGAGAGGGUACAUGAAGAAUUAAAUCAUGAACAUGCUCAACUUGAAGAAUUAAGAAAGAAAUUCCAAGAGCAG
Molecule: messenger RNA, 303 nt
Organism: Cokeromyces recurvatus
Lineage: Eukaryota; Fungi; Mucoromycota; Mucoromycetes; Mucorales; Mucoraceae
Exons: 1
Biological process (GO): exocytosis
Cellular component (GO): Golgi to plasma membrane transport vesicle; cell tip
Molecular function (GO): guanyl-nucleotide exchange factor activity
Source: RefSeq, a predicted model, not a curated record